Messenger RNA from Punctularia strigosozonata HHB-11173 SS5, 1310 nucleotides. Its product is annotated as EF-hand. The record is from RefSeq and is a predicted model, not a curated record. Gene Ontology annotation, molecular function: calcium ion binding. Bases 462 to 1118 code for a protein of 218 amino acids. The transcript has 9 exons. NCBI's taxonomy places the organism in Eukaryota, Fungi, Basidiomycota, Agaricomycetes, Corticiales, Punctulariaceae.
AAAUAGAGCAAGAUACCUCUACGUACAGCCUUUACUCUUUCUCUGAUGGCUUUGCCUGCAGGUGUCCUCGAGGAGUCGUGCAAGCGACGAGCUACGCGGGUCUCUGCUACUCUACUGAUGUUGCUGCAAGACCUAUCUUCGGAUAUGAAGCUGCCUUCAAAUUUUCAAGAAUGGAGUUCGUAAGGCUGCACCGUUCAUAUUCCUGCGCAGGCCUGCUUCGUCUGUAGCUUUCUACGGAUCUCCCCAAUCCUAUACCUCCAGGACUUGCAUGCAAUGGCAUUCUAUAUCUCCAGUCUCAUGAGCACCAUCUGGUGUCCAUAGCUGCGCCUGGCGUUGACUCACCCGAACUCCCGAGGACUGCACUGCUGUGCACCGCACUGGCGAUGAGGCUGUUCCAUGCAGCCCAGUCAAUGUGACGGCAGACGAACUCCUUGCUCUUUCUCACUCGUUCACCGACCACCAUGUUCUCAUCAAGGCCUUCUCAGUCUUACGGUGCCCAGUUGCAACAUACGCCCUCGAAUGCAUCGUACCGUCCGCCCCCGCAGCGCUACUCGACGCCCUACGGCGGCGGUGGAUAUGGUCCGCCGCCCGGCGCGGACCCCCAGCUCUGGCAGUGGUUCUCGUCCGUGGACGUGGACCGCUCGGGGUCGAUCAGCGUGACGGAGCUGCAGCGCGCUCUUGUGAACGGAAACUGGACGAAUUUUGACCUCGAUACCGUGAAGAUGCUGAUGAACAUUUUCGACACGGAUCGUAGCGGUACGAUUGGCUUUGCUGAAUUCUCUGGGUUGUGGAAAUACAUCGCCGACUGGCAGAACGUCUUCCGUCAUUUCGACAAGGAUCGCUCCGGAUCCAUCGAGGGACCGGAGCUCUCAGCCGCUCUUCGCAGCUUCGGCUACAACCUCUCCCCCUCCAUCUUGAGCUUGAUAGAGCAGAAAUAUGCUACGGGUCCGUCGGAAGGUUACGGGCCCCCACCGGGCAUCACGUUCGAUCGUUUCGUGAGGGCGUGCGUCGUCGUCAAAACAUUGACGGAGUCCUUCCAGCGGAUCGACACGGAUCGCGAUGGCUGGAUAACGGUGAAUUACGAGCAGUUCAUGAAGAUUGUACUGCAAGCUCCUUGAAAACCCCUGGUCAUGUUACCCCACCCUGUUCCUGACUUUUGCCUUCGCAUGUGAUGAUGCCAAUGCCGCUUAGUCCCGCUCCCCGGCCGAUCUGCCACGAUACCUACGCAAUGAACCACGUACGCAUCGUCUAUAUCCUUAUGUAUUUGUAAAAUAUCAGACUAUGUGCUUUUAUAAUAUACCGUACAUCGC